Messenger RNA from Phytophthora sojae, 1641 nucleotides. RefSeq lists its product as hypothetical. Gene Ontology annotation, cellular component: chaperonin-containing T-complex. The record is from RefSeq and is a predicted model, not a curated record. Bases 1 to 1641 code for a protein of 546 amino acids. Gene Ontology annotation, biological process: protein folding. Gene Ontology annotation, molecular function: ATP hydrolysis activity; ATP-dependent protein folding chaperone; ATP binding. NCBI's taxonomy places the organism in Eukaryota, Oomycota, Peronosporomycetes, Peronosporales, Peronosporaceae. The transcript is spliced from 2 exons.
AUGGAGACGGCGGACCUCGUGGUGGACGGCACGCGCACGUCGGGCAAGGACGUGCGCGAGCAGAACGUGACGGCGGCCGUGGCCAUCGCCAACAUCGUCAAGAGCUCGCUGGGCCCCGUGGGCCUCGACAAGAUGCUCGUGGACGACAUCGGCGACGUGACCAUCACGAACGACGGCGCCACGAUCCUCAAGCAGCUGGAGGUGGAGCAGCCCGCCGGCAAGGUGCUCGUGGAGCUGGCCGGUCUGCAGGACCAGGAGGUGGGCGACGGCACCACGUCCGUCGUCAUCAUCGCCGCGGAGCUCCUCAAGCGCGCCAACGAGCUGGUGAAGAACAAGAUCCACCCGACGUCCAUCAUCGCCGGGUACCGUCUCGCCAUGCGUGAGGCAGUCAAGUACAUUAAGGAGAACCUGAGCGUUCCUGUGGACUCGCUGGGCCGCGAGAGCCUCGUGAACGCUGCUAAGACGAGCAUGUCGUCGAAGAUUCUGGGCCCCGAGAGCGACUUUUUCGCCAACUUGGUCGUGGACGCCGUGUCGUCGGUCAAGGUGGAGCAGGAGGGCGCCAAGGGCAAGAUUAAGGCCAAGUACCCCGUGAGCUCUAUUAAUGUGCUGAAGGCGCACGGUAAGAGCGCUCUGGAGACGCAGCUGGUGGACGGCUUCGCUCUCAACUGCACCAAGGCGUCGCAGCAGAUGCCGACCUACAUUAAGAACGCCAAGAUCGCGCUGCUGGACUUUGACCUGCAGCGUCACCGUAUGCAAAUGGGCGUGCAGGUUGUCGUGAACGACCCGAACGAGCUGGAGCUCAUCCGUCAGCGCGAGAUCGACAUUACCAAGGAGAAGAUCCAGAAGAUGAUCGACGCUGGUGCUAACGUGAUUCUGACUACCAAGGGCAUUGAUGACCUGUGCCUCAAGUACUUUGUGGAGAACGGCUGCAUGGGUGUGCGUCGCUGCAAGAAGGAGGACCUGCAGCGCAUUGCCAAGGCCACGGGCGGACAGGUUGUCCUGACCCUUGCCGACAUGGAGGGCGAGGAGACGUUCGACCCCUCGACGCUGGGUGAGGCACAGGAAGUUAGCGAGGAGCGUGUCGGUGACGGCGAGCUCAUCUACAUCAAGGGCUGCAAGACGCGCCAGGCUACUACUGUGGUGCUGCGUGGCGCCAACGAGAACAUGCUUGACGAGAUGGACCGCUCGAUGCACGACUCGUUCAUGGUAGUGAAGCGUAUGCUUGAGAGCAACCAGCUUGUCGCUGGCGGCGGCGCCGUGGAAGCGGCUCUGUCUAUCUACCUGGAGAACUUCGCCACGACGCUCGGCUCCCGGGAGCAGCUGGCCAUCGCCGAGUUUGCCGACGCGCUGCUGGUCAUUCCGAAGACCCUGGCCGUGAACGCCGCCAAGGACGCCUCGGAGCUCGUUGCGCGCCUGCGCGCGCACCACAACACAUCGCAGAGCGACGCCGCCGAGAGCGAGCUGCGCUUCUCGGGCCUGGACCUGCUGGAGGGCAACGUGCGCAACAACCUCGAGGCUGGUGUCGUGGAGCCUGCUAUCAGCAAGAUCAAGAGCCUGCGUUUUGCCACGGAGGCGGCCAUCACCAUUCUGCGGAUUGACGAUCUGAUCAAGCUCAACCCUAAGGAGGAGCCCCAGCAGUAG